Otolemur garnettii (small-eared galago) is the source of this 2461-nucleotide messenger RNA. It is a transcript of the gene TRPV6, whose product is annotated as transient receptor potential cation channel subfamily V member 6. Lineage: Eukaryota; Metazoa; Chordata; Mammalia; Primates; Galagidae. The transcript is spliced from 15 exons. Gene Ontology annotation, biological process: calcium ion import across plasma membrane. The coding region runs from base 220 to 2397 and encodes 725 amino acids. The record is from RefSeq and is a predicted model, not a curated record. Gene Ontology annotation, molecular function: calcium channel activity; protein binding. Gene Ontology annotation, cellular component: membrane.
CUGGCUGGCUCUGCUGAGUGUAACAAACCCAGAGCCCUCUCCAGACUGGCUGGGGCGGCCACCAGGAGACUCCCAGGGAACUCAGCCCGGAGGUGGGAGACGGGACCUCUACAGAGAGAAGACAGGCCGGCCCUUGGGGGAGCCGAUGUGGCCCCAAGACUGAGUUCAGUCAGGCUCUGGCCUUGGCCUCAGUCCCCCAAGGAGCCGGCCCUACACCCCAUGGGGUUAUCACUGCCCAAGGAGAAGGGGCUAAUUCUCUGCCUGUGGAGCAAGUUCUGUAGAUGGUUCCAGAGACAAGAAUCCUGGGCUCAGAGCCGAGAUGAGCAGAACCUUCUGCAGCAGAAGAGGAUCUGGGAGUCUCCUUUCCUUCUAGCUGCCAAAGAGAAUGAUGUCCAGGCUCUGCACAAGAUGCUCAAGUAUAACGCCUGUGAGGUGCACCAGAGAGGAGCCAUGGGGGAGACAGCACUGCAUGUAGCAGCCCUCUAUGACAACGUGGAGGCCGCCAUUGUGCUGAUAGAAGCUGCCCCUGAGCUGGUCUUUGAGCCCAUGACAUCGGAGCUGUAUGAGGGUCAGACUGCACUGCACAUCGCUGUUGUGAACCAGAACGUGAACCUGGUGCGAGCCCUUCUGAAUCACGGGGCCAGUGUCUCUGCCAGAGCUACGGGCACCGCCUUCCGCCGCAGUCCCCGUAACCUCAUUUACUUCGGGGAGCACCCUCUGUCUUUUGCUGCCUGUGUGGGCAGUGAGGAGAUUGUGCGGCUUCUCAUUGAGCAUGGAGCUGACAUCCGGGCCCAGGACUCCUUGGGAAACACGGUGUUGCACAUCCUCGUUCUCCAGCCCAACAAAACCUUUGCCUGUCAGAUGUACAACCUGCUGCUCUCCUAUGAUGGCCGUGGAGACCACCUGCAGCCCUUGGACACUGUGCCCAACCACCAAGGCCUCACCCCCUUCAAGCUGUCCGGAGUGGAGGGAAACACUGUGAUGUUCCAGCACCUGAUGCAGAAGCGGAAGCACAUCCAGUGGACGUAUGGGCCACUGACUUCCACCCUCUAUGACCUCACGGAGAUCGACUCCUCAGGAUGCGAGCAGUCCCUGCUGGAACUUAUCGUCACCACCAAGAAGCGGGAGGCUCGCCAGAUCCUGGACCAGACACCAGUGAAGGAGCUAGUGAGCCUCAAGUGGCGCAGGUACGGGCGGCCGUACCUCUGUGUGCUGGGGGCCAUCUACCUUCUCUACAUCAUCUGCUUCACCAUGUGCUGCGUCUACCGCCCCCUCAAGUCCAGGACCACCAACCGCACCAGCACUAGGGACAACACUCUACUGCAGCAGAAGCUACUCCAGGAAGCCUACGUGACUCCCAUGGAUGACAUUCGGCUGGUGGGGGAGCUUGUGACCAUCCUUGGGGCUCUGAUCAUCCUGCUGAUAGAGAUUCCAGACAUCUUCAAGAUGGGGGUCACUCGCUUCUUUGGACAGACCAUCCUUGGGGGGCCAUUUCAUGUUCUCAUCAUCACCUAUGCCUUGCUUGUGCUGGUGACCAUGGUGAUGCGGAUCACUAACACCAACGGAGAGGUGGUGCCCAUGUCCUUGGCCCUGGUGCUGGGCUGGUGCAACGUCAUGUACUUCGCCCGAGGAUUCCAGAUGCUGGGCCCCUUCACCAUCAUGAUCCAGAAGAUGAUUUUUGGUGAUCUAAUGCGAUUCUGCUGGCUGAUGGCUGUGGUCAUCCUGGGCUUUGCUUCAGCCUUCUAUGUCAUCUUCCAGACAGAGGACCCCACCGAGCUGGGCCACUUCUACGAUUACCCCAUGGCCCUGUAUAGCACCUUUGAACUGUUCCUCACUAUCAUCGAUGGCCCUGCCAACUACAGUGUGGAUCUGCCCUUCAUGUAUAGCAUCACCUAUGCCGCCUUCGCCAUCAUUGCCACACUGCUCAUGCUCAACCUUCUCAUCGCCAUGAUGGGAGACACGCACUGGCGAGUGGCUCAUGAGCGGGAUGAGCUCUGGAGGGCACAGGUUGUGGCCACCACAGUGAUGCUGGAGCGGAAGCUGCCUCGUUGCCUGUGGCCACGCUCUGGGAUCUGUGGGCGCGAGUACGGCCUGGGGGACCGCUGGUUCUUGAGGGUGGAAGACAGGCAGGACCUCAAUCGGCAGCGGAUCCAACGCUAUGCAAAGGCCUUCCACACCCUGGGCUCCGAGGACUCGGACAAAGACUCAGUGGACAAACUCGAUCUGGGCCGCCCCUCCAGCCCCCACUUGUCCCUUUCUAUACCCUCAGUGUCUCGAAGUACCUCCCGCAGCAGCAUCAACUGGGAGAGGCUCCGGCAGGGGACCCUGAGGAAAGACCUGCGGGGGCUGGUCAACAGGGGUCUGGAGGAUGGGGACAGCUGGGAAUACCAGAUCUGAGGGCACACCACCUCCAGAAAGUUGCUCUCAUUUUCCUGGGAGCAUCAAAACAAAACCAGGACCA